UACGUUUUUUAUACCAAUUUAUUGUCUCUUUUAAAAUAUGUAUGUCUUUGAGGCUAUAGAGUUAUGUUAUGUUAUGUUCCUUCCACCAUAUUCACUUGAAUUAAACCUCAUUAAGCAGUUCUGGGCGAUUGUGGAAAGGAGAAUGAAGUACUUAUCUGGUAGAAUAUGUUAUGCUUGUAACAACACACCCGUUAAGAACCUUGAGUCUUUUUAAAAGUCUAGUUACAAAUUGUUACACUAAAACACCAUUCUAAAUAAUAUUUGUUUUUUCUUAAAAUAAAUAAAGCUACAAAUUCUCC
Cokeromyces recurvatus is the source of this 299-nucleotide messenger RNA. RefSeq lists its product as uncharacterized. The record is from RefSeq and is a predicted model, not a curated record. The transcript has a single exon. Gene Ontology annotation, molecular function: nucleic acid binding. Lineage: Eukaryota; Fungi; Mucoromycota; Mucoromycetes; Mucorales; Mucoraceae. The coding region runs from base 38 to 214 and encodes 58 amino acids.